Messenger RNA from Triticum aestivum (bread wheat), 1052 nucleotides. RefSeq lists its product as uncharacterized. The coding region runs from base 176 to 778 and encodes 200 amino acids. The record is from RefSeq and is a predicted model, not a curated record. The transcript has 4 exons. NCBI's taxonomy places the organism in Eukaryota, Viridiplantae, Streptophyta, Magnoliopsida, Poales, Poaceae.
AUUUCCCCCCACCCACCAUCAGUACGCCGCGCAACUCCACAGCCACUCGCCCCCGCUCCGCUCCACUCCCCAAUCGAGCAAGGCCGAAGCCCUAGCUCGCCGCCGGCGGCCGCCAUUCCCCCCUCCCCCGCACGAGCCGAGCGACGCGCGCGGCCUCCGCCCACCCCCUCCGGCGAUGUCCCGGCGGCGGCCGAGGGGCGGGACGCAGCGGAUGGACGCCGCGAUCGACCACUUCGCCAUCAUGGGCUACCGCAAGGCCGACGUCCGCAGCGUCGUCAACCGGCUGCUCAGGGAUGUGUAUGGGAGGGAUGGGUGGCCGUUCCUGGAGGACAGCUGCUACUCCGUCGUGCAGGACGCGCUCUUCGAGAUGCAGGAGGAGCAGGACAAGCUGCAGCUGCAGGCCGUGCAGCAGCCGCAGGAGGAGGAUGGGGAUGCGGAUGGGGAUGACGGUGGUGGUGAUGAUGAUGAUGAUGAGGAAGCUCAGCAACUGGAAGCAGCAAUGAUGGACCCACCUUCAGAAAAUGCCAUGCCCAUUGUGAUGGUUGACAGUGAGGCACAACCUUCUGAGACUGUGUUAGCCGUUGAGCAAACAGGGGAAGUGAUCCCCAUGAUCAUGGACCCACCUGCUCGCACAGCUGGGCCGCCACAUCCGGCAUCUACAGGAACUGGUCGCACAAGGCGUCCCUGCUAUGGAUGGAUCUCUGAGUCUGAGAGUGACUCGGACUACGAAGAAUAUGUUGCACGUCGACAGAAGCAGGUGCAUGUCCCGGCCAAGUAGAUGGGUGCAAGUGAAGCCACUUAACAGAGAGGGGGCUGAUCCACGGCGAAAGGAAGCAGGAGAACUGGACUAAUUUAGAGCAUUAAUAUAUUGCUAGUACUAUAUUGUUAGCAUGACGAACUGGAGGUGUGUCUCCGUCGGAUCUCACGGGAUUCAGUCGGUGUUGGUCUUUGGUGGAUCUGUUUGGAUCCAGUCUUUGUUCGUCUUGGUUUGGGUGUUUACAAGUUUGAUACUUUCGAUCUACAACUUUAUUCAUCGAUGAUGGUUGCUGCUC